This is a messenger RNA of Tribolium madens (black flour beetle), 2208 nucleotides long. Its product is annotated as heparan-alpha-glucosaminide N-acetyltransferase-like. The record is from RefSeq and is a predicted model, not a curated record. The coding region runs from base 322 to 2022 and encodes 566 amino acids. NCBI's taxonomy places the organism in Eukaryota, Metazoa, Arthropoda, Insecta, Coleoptera, Tenebrionidae. The transcript has 7 exons.
CUGGGGUGACUCAUCUGUCAGAUUUUAUCAAGGUCAGAUUUGUCAAUUUUCAUUAAAAUCCAAAACAAGGCGAAGUGAAUUGUGUUGUGACCUCUUUGUUUUUGUUACUAAUUAUAGUUGCGUCGUUUAUUGUUAAAAAUCGCCAGUAAUCAACAAUUUCUGACCAUUUUGAAUCUCGUGUAAUAAGAUAUAAAAAAUUGUGGAAAAAACAGUGAAAUUGAACCCUAAAAUGGACAAUCCUGUCGAAUCGUAGUCUUAUGAGUCACAUUAUUCUUGGCACGAUUGCCGCGUUAAAGCUUUCCAUUUGGUGUAAACAACAAUAUGCUUUUCAAAAAUAGUAAUAAAUGCUUGUCUCCAAGCCCCAAUCUGAUUUUCGACGAGGCUUGCAUCGAUAUUACUAAUCUUUUGAACGACACCGCUUCGGUUUGGGGGCAAUAUUCGGAGUGCCAUAACUGUGAUUUCCAAAAUUUAACUACGCUAGAGCCCCAUAAAAAUACUUCGAUACUUGUAAAUACACGAUAUCCUCUAGAGCUGUUCUUUGUUGCUGAUGCCAAAAAACAAUGCAGUGUAAAAAAGUUAUUGUAUGAGCAUUAUCGCUAUGGGUGGAAUAUUACAGAAAAGUGUUCGAAUUUGUAUAUAAAGGAACCUGCAGAUAGCGCUUACUUGCCAAUUCUUACGGCUUUUAUAGUGCUUUGUUCUUUUGGUACUUUCUGGUACAUGGUCAAAUGUAUUUACAAAAAUUCCGGUCGAUUAAGAGGACUUGUUUCAUGGAAUGCAGAAAUAGAAAGCGAUUUGGGUGGAUCCUCAGCGGGGACUCCCCUAGUCAUCGAGAGAACACCAUCUAUCCGAAAACACCCACACCGGAUAAAGUCCAUCGAUGUAUUUCGCGGAUUUUGCAUAAUGGUCAUGAUUUUCGUAAAUUACGGAGGAGGGAAAUACUGGUUUUUCACCCAUUCUGUAUGGAAUGGCAUAACAGUCGCUGAUUUGGUAUUUCCCUGGUUUUUGUGGUUGAUGGGUGUCUCGUUUGCUGUUUCCUUGCAAGCGAAAUUACGGCGAGCGGUGCCUCGACGUCAACUUGUUAUAGGUGUGAUGCGACGUUCUUUCAUCUUGAUUCUAUUGGGAAUUAUUAUAAAUUCAAACCAAAAUUUGCAAACUAUCGGCUCGUUGCGAUUUCCUGGAGUUUUGCAAAGAUUUGGAGUCACUUAUUUUAUUGUCGGAUUAUUGGAAAUCAUUUUUACAAAACGGACAGAAGUUGAGAGUGUCUCCUGUAUUUAUGACGUUGCGGUUGCAUGGCCCCAAUGGCUUUUUGUCACAAUUCUUGUGAUAAUACAUACUUGUAUCACCUUUUUGGUACAUGUGCCAGGGUGUGGUAAGGGUUAUUUGGGUCCUGGGGGCCUCGACGAUCAUGGCAAAUUUUACAAUUGUACGGGAGGUGUUGCUGGAUAUAUUGAUAGACAAGUGUUUGGUGAACAUAUGUACAAAAAUCCAGCGUGUAAAAAAUUGUAUGAAAUUGAUGUUUACUUCGACCCUGAAGGAAUACUCGGAACGCUAACUUCCGUCUUGACUGUUUAUUUUGGGGUUCAAGCAGGACGGACACUUAAUACCUACCAAAAUGUGAAAGCGAAAGUGAUUCGUUGGGUUAUUUGGGGCUCGAUUGUGGGUCUGAUUGGUGGAACGCUUUGCGAGUUCAAGCAAAACGACGGCUUGAUUCCUUUGAACAAGCAGUUGUGGUCGUUGUCCUUCACGUUGGUUUUGUCUGGAAUGGCCUUUUUUAUUCAAGCCUUUUUGUUUGUUCUUGUUGAUAUUCUAAGGAAGUGGGGAGGAAGACCGUUCUUUUAUCCAGGAAUGAAUUCCUUAUUUUUAUACGUGGGACAUGAAUUAUUUAGGGAUACUUUUCCAUUUGCUUGGACUCCUACGAGUGAAACACAUGGAGCUUAUUUGUUAAUGAAUCUUUGGGGAACUGCUGUGUGGGUUGCCAUUUCUAUUUUCUUAUAUAAACGUAACGUAUUUUUUGCACUUUAAAUCGAGUUUUUACUACUGAUAUUUGUAACAUUUAAACUUGAUCAAUGAUUAUUAUCGUAGACUGAUUUAUUGAAAUUUCCUAAAUUAAUAGUGAGUGAAUUUUUAUUUUAAUAAUACACAUAAGGUUUUUUCGUUUUUAUUGAUUAUAGAGUUUGUGAUUCAUGAGAAUAUAGUUUAUUUAAAGUA